UUCGGGGGCGUUCCGCGGUUGAGGGGCUGUUUUGACCAUGGCUUAGGAGCAUUCUCUGGGCUCUCCUUUCAAGAGGCGGAAGGGAACUCUGCCCGAGAACAAGGUCUUCCUUUCACGCUGAGGAGGCCUCAUUCCAGGGAUCCGGUCUGACUCGGAUAAGCCCCAGCCAAGUGCCUACUUCGCCCUGGAAACAGCACUGACAUCGCACUCCUGGCAGCGUGCCUUCACCUCACUGAGCUGGAAUCAAGAUACUGACUGAAACAAUUAUUUUAAAACUUGGAUGCUUUAGACAGUUUUGAAUUCCUUUAUCAAACGUUAGCACAUGAAAAUUGUAAGAAGUUGGAUGUAUAAGGUCUUCCAUGAUUGGCUCUCUGCACAAAUCUGAUUCUACUUUUUAUCCUAUAAUCAUGGACUUGUUUAUAUGACCACCUAAACCCAUAACAAAUCAACUGGCCAGUCUUCUCGUUUUUCUCGAAGAUUAAUUAGUUACACUGGAUAUGCUGCUCUUCUUUAUUUUGGGUGUGCUGGUGCAUUGUGUGUUCUUUGCCUCCAUCUUUGACAUUUAUUUCACGUCGCCUUUGGUCCAUGGGAUGACCCCUCGGUUCACCGCGUUGCCUCCUCCAGCAAGAAGGUUGGUGCUAUUUGUUGCUGAUGGCUUGCGAGCAGAUGCACUUUAUGAAUUAGAAGAAAAUGGAAAUACAAGAGCGCCUUUUAUUAGGAAUAUCAUAAUGCAUGAAGGCAGCUGGGGCAUAUCUCAUACACGUGUGCCAACUGAAUCUCGGCCAGGUCAUGUAGCCCUGAUAGCUGGGUUUUAUGAAGAUGUCAGUGCAGUUGCCAAAGGUGUUAUGCUGGUACUUCACCAUGUAUAUAUUACUAUUGUUACUGUUUGCUCUUUUUCUCAAUUACCUGAAGGAUGGAAAGAAAAUCCUGUAGAAUUUGAUUCCCUUUUUAAUGAAAGCAAGUACACAUGGAGCUGGGGAAGUCCAGAUAUCUUGACUAUGUUUGCCAAAGGUGCUAGUGGAAACCAUGUUUUUACAUAUAGUUAUGAUGCCAUCAAUGAGGAUUUUGGUGCUGAUGAUGUAACAAAAUUGGAUACCUGGGUUUUUGAUAAUAUUAAGGAAUUCUUCCAUGCUGCCAGAAACAACCAAUCUUUGUUUUCUAAGCUAAAUGAAGAGAAAAUUGUUUUUUUCUUACAUUUAUUAGGAAUAGAUACAAAUGGACAUGCUUAUCGACCAUCAUCAAGGGAAUAUAAGGACAAUAUUAAAAUAGUUGAUGAGGGAAUAAAAGAGAUUGUGUCCAUGUUUAAACAUUUUUAUGGAAAUGAUGGAAAAACAGCAUUUAUCUUUACCUCUGACCAUGGAAUGACAGACUGGGGUGCCCAUGGGGCUGGUCAUCCCUCAGAGACUUUAACUCCUUUUGUCAGUUGGGGAGCUGGAAUCAAGUAUCCCCAGAAAGUAUCAGCUCAGCAAUUUGAUGAUACAUUUUUGAAAGAAUGGAAAUUGGAGAACUGGAAAAGGCGAGAUGUCUAUCAGGCUGAUAUUGCACCUUUGAUGGCUUCUCUUAUUGGUGUACCCUUUCCCCUUAAUUCAGUGGGAAUCCUUCCUGUGGAUUAUCUUAACAACACUGAUCUCUUCAAAGCAGAGAGCAUGUUUACAAAUGCAAUACAGAUUCUUGAACAGUUCAAGGUGAAAAUGACUGAGAAAAAAGAAGUUACCUUACCAUUUUUGUUUACACCAUUUAAGUUGCUUUCUGAUUCUAAACAGCUCAACAUUUUAAGAAAAGCAAGAUCUUAUAUAAAACAGAGAAAGUAUGAUGAAGCAGUCUCCCUCUGCAAGGAGCUGAUUGAUCUUGCAUUGGAAGGAUUGUCCUAUUAUCAUACUUAUGACAGAUUCUUUUUGGGCAUCACUGUUGUUCUAGGUUUUGUGGGAUGGACAUCUUAUGCUUCUCUGUUGGUCAUCAAGUCUCAUUCCAGCCUUACCAGAGGUGUUAGUAAACAAGUUAAGCAUUAUUCCUGGCCCAGAGCACUUGGGCCUCCCAGCCCAUGGAAGCCACCACUGGCAACUUCCACUGAUGAGCUCCUUUCUUGUUUGCCAGGUGGCUGGGAAGACAAGAAACCAGGCCAACUCCUGCCAUGUAGUUUUGCAGCAAUUGGUGUUUCCAUAGCAUUUUUCCUGCUGAUUCAAGCCUGUCCCUGGACUUACUACAUAUAUUGUUUGUUACCAGUGUCGAUAUGGUAUGCGGUUCUAAGGGAAUUUCAGGUUCUUCAAGACCUUGUCACAGCACUGUUGACCUUUCCUCCAAGUCGUUUCUUUGGCUACCUGUUAGUCUUUACUCUGGGAAUUGAAGUAUUAGUUCUCAGUUUUUUCUACCGCUAUAUGCUUACAGCUGGACUUACGGCAUUUGCGGGUUGGCCAUUUUUCACUCGGCUGUGGACUCGAGCAAAGAUCACCUCACUGAGUUGGAUUUUCUUCUCUUUGCUCCUGGCAGUGUUCCCUCUGAUGCCUGUUGUAGGACGAAAGCCAAACAUCUCUCUAGUAAUGGGUGCAGGCUUGCUGGUUCUGCUGCUAUCGUUGUUUGUUAUAACGUCUUUCAUAAAAAGAAAAGGCAGUUUUAUAAAUGAAGAGCUGUUGUUACAUCUGUUACAGAUGCUGAGCACAGUGCUUUCCAUUAGUGUUGUGUAUAGCACCCAUAAUAGUCUACUCAGGAAACAAGGACUGCCCCUUAUUAAUCAGAUCGUUAGCUGGAUAAUAUUAGCCUCUUCCUUCGUCAUGCCACUCCUGAGUCCUACAAGUCUCCUCGAGCGAUUGUUCAGCAUACUUCUUUCCUCGAUGUCAACCUACCUUCUUCUAAGCACCGGGUAUGAAGCUCUGUUUCCAUUAGCAUUGUCAUGUUUGAUGUUUGUCUGGAUACACAUGGAACAAGAAACCCUACUACAAUCUGGUGUUUCCUGUAAACAGAAGGUUACCAGUAUCCAGUUCGCUUGUCAUACUGAUAUAACCCAGUUUCGACAGCUCAAUCUGGAUGAUAUCCGUAGGGCCUUUUUCCUUGUUUUCUUCUUAGUAACAGCAUUUUUUGGAACUGGGAAUAUAGCUUCUUUAAACAGCUUUGAUCUGGCCUCUGUCUAUUGCUUUCUGACUGUGUUUAGUCCUUAUAUGAUGGGAGCCCUGAUGAUGUGGAAGAUUUUAAUCCCCUUUGUUCUUGUGAUGUGUGCUUUUGAAGCAGUUCAGUUAACUACCCAGUUAUCAUCAAAAAGCCUUUUUCUCAUGGUUCUCAUCAUAUCAGACAUUAUGGCUUUGCAUUUUUUCUUCUUGAUCAAGGAUUAUGGCAGCUGGCUUGAUAUUGGAACAAGCAUCAGCCACUACGUGAUCGUCAUGUGCAUGACCAUCGUUCUGGUGUUUCUCAAUGGCCUGGCACAGCUGCUCACGACAAAGAAACUCAAACUGUGUGGCAAACCCAAAAGCCAUCUCAUAUGAUGUUGCUGAGGUCAUCAUUCAGCAUCUGGAUCCUGUUUCUAAUUCUCCUUUUAAAAUGACCAAGCAUUCAAUAAGAAGAUGGAUAUUGAUGUAUAUCAUAUUCUGCUUCUAUAAAGAAAUUAUGUGUGGAAUUCUGAACUUAGGGGUUAUCUGGAAUAAAGGAGCUUCCAUUUUAUUUAGGUUUUAAAUGAAUGAAAUAGCGAUUAUAUCUGUGGAAAAGCAUAGUAAAGCAUUCUCCAUUCUCCUUUUUUUCCUUUAGUUGGCAGCUUGUCUCACUGAUGUUUCAAGAGCACCUGUAACAAUCUGGUCCCAACUGUGCAACUUCCCAUAUACACAAAGGAGAAUGUGCCCCUGUGGGGUAGUACUCAAGGAAGGAGAUCACCAGGUGGCUCCAUAAAUAUUUAUCAUCUCUCAGCCCUAGUUUUGCAAGUAGUUCUAACUACUAAAUGGUAACACUGGAAAAACCAUCACAAUGUAUUAUUUCCAGUUUACUAAAGCUUCAGUAGAAAAAAUGUCUGCAGGUUUUGUCAUUUUUCUUCACUGUGCAACAAUUCUAUCUUAUGCUUCUUGGUGCUAUUUCUAGGCUUUUCAUAGCCAACCAGCUAGAUGCAGGUUUUACUUUUAUGGGUUUUUUUUUUUCAUUUCUGGAUUCUCAUGGAAUUUCUGGAGAUAGAAAAGUAGAAAAUGCUUAGUAUUUGUGUCUUGUCCAGGUGAAAAAGUAUAAAAUGAUUAGCUUUUAAUUGUAGAUUCAAUGUCUGUUAUCCCCAUAGCUUUUAUCAUGCAUUGUUUCAACAAUUUUUUAAAUCAGUGGUUAUACUUUCUGACAAUAUCAUAAGAAUCAAUGUUAAAAUUGCUUUUCUUUCUGAUUGUGACAUUCUAGCCCAAAGGACUAAAAUCCUCUCAUUAAAUUUAAAUUUCCAGUUGUAAACUAAUUGUAGGGGCUGAAAUAUUUUGAGAGUAAUUUUUACUUGGAUUUUUCAUAAAGGGACUUUCACAUAUCACUGCCGAGUUGGCCUUUUGUCCACAGGGUGGCAGUAGAUUUUGGCUGAUGCUUAAGCUUUGCUGGGCUGAGUCCCGUUUUUGAAAAAUGAUUGCUUUUGAAUUGAGUUACAGCAUUACUAAUCACAUUAGUGAUGAGGAAGCCCUCUACAAAUUAAUAGAUUUUUUAAAUUGGCAGGUGAGUGAAGAAAUACAAUUUAGAAGAUUCAAAAAAUCAAUUUGGCAGAAUGUGCUUUCUUGAGCUCUAUUUAUGAUGGAGUACAGUUAUAAUCUAUUUGUGAUAGCACUUGAUGGUAUACCACUGAAAGCAUCAUAGCACAAAACAAGAAGGAAGUUUUGAUGUCAAUAUAAGACCUCAUGCAUCAGUCUGUAAUACCAAAACCUAGGUAGCCAGCUAAGAAACUGUUGUGGCAGAUGGUGACCUUGGCAGAUAGAGAACCUGUGAACUUCCAUGUUGUCUCAAAAGAUUUUUGAUCAGUUUUUCACAAGUCAGAGAAAACUGACUUUAUAAACACUUACUAUUUAACUCCUUUUAUAUUGAGUUUUAUCUUUCAUCUUAUCCCAGAUAUUUACACAAGAAUUAGUGAGUAUUUUAUUACAACAUUGUAAGAGGUGCUCUGUGCUUUACCUUUAUUUUGCUCUUCAAAGCAUAUCUUUUUCUUAAUAGUGUUUCAUGUCAGUGUGAGUUUACAAAACAGAAAUAUAUACCUGCAGUCACUGGCUCACCGUACGGUGCUGCAUUGCAACUGGACCCUUACAUGGCUGGGAAUGGAGUUUGCUGGCUGGGCCUUUUCUUUCGUACAGCUUAUCAAAUAUCUUAAAUUGUUUUGAAAUGCAUAUUUUUAUAUUGAAUGAGAGGAAAAAAUAAGAUUUGAGUAAAAUGUAUUUCUGUUUAAGGCAUUUACUUUCUCAUUCUAACUAUGAAUACCAGAUUUCCAAAUCAAGAGUUAAAAGACAUUUGCUGAUUAGCAUUUGUUUAUAUUAGGAAUUGCUGUAGGAAUUAAAGUGUCAUAUCACGUUGAGAAAAUUCUGAACAACAAAAAAAACCAUAGUAUGUCACAUGGACCAUGAAUACAUCUUGAAGGAAACUCUAGAUAUUUAGAUAACUAACUGUAGCCUGUCCAUAAUUUACCAGUGUUUUAAUUCUCAGUAUUAUUUUAUUUAGUGUGUAAUAUUUAGACCACAACAUGCUUUUUUGUUUCUUAGAGAAAUAAUGUUUUAAGUGGUAGUAUAUUUUCUCAAUCCCCUCAAAAUGAUUUAAGAAUGAUAAAACUGAACUACAUACCUAGAAAAAUCUAUCCAUCACCUAUGAUACUGUUUCUUAUGAAAAACUCAUUCCAAAUUUCAGCCAACUCAGCUAUCAGGAACAUGUGUGACCCUCACCUCUUCUCCUUACCUUUACACACAUGUUGCAGUAGGCCAGGGAUCCCUUUGCUCCUCUGCUUGUUGAUAUCUAACUGUGCCAUCAAAAAUGUAAUUUCUGAUUGAGUUGGCCCAGGGGCAAUGAGGGGCAUUGCAUGGGUACUGUCUCUAGAGACAGGCUAUAGCUGCUGCAGAGUCCGAGCUCUCCUGGGACCCCGUAUAUGCGCAAGUGUAUAGUGUGCUCCCUUAUAUACAUUAGUCACUGGUCAUGGGCAUGGAAGAGAAUGAGGUAAAUCAACAUCAUUUGGAGAGGACCCUCUUCAGGCAGUUUUGAACACUGCUUUCAGAGACCAGAGAUAACUUGGUCAUUUCUGAGCUUUCACAGUUGUUCUUUGUAUGUUGACAUUCUCUUCAUCCUCUGUAAAAUGCUUUGAAGUGGGAUUUUUAUGGCCUGUGCUUUCAGUACUAUGGUAAGAUCUUGUAGCAUGUUCCCAUUUCUGUAUCAGCAUGGUUUGUAAAAAAAGGUGGGUGGGAUUUCUGCACUUAACACUCAUUCUGUAAGAAAAACACUUGAGAAGUAAUGUCUCACUUAUUAAUUUCCUUAGGGACACUAAAACAUCACAGUUAUCGCUCAGCUCACCACCCUUGGAAGUACAAUAUUUACCUACAUGGCCGCAUUCAUCAAAGUAGGUUGCCUAGAACAUUGGUUCCUUAGAUACUAAUAGAUGUCAUGAUAAAAAGAGUUCCCCUGGUCAAAUGAACUUGAGAAAUACCUAGUCAAGCAAAGUGAAAUAGGUGUAUUUACUAUGGUACUUAGAGAAUUGAACUUGGUACAUGCAUGAGGGGGGAAGAUAGCAGUAUGCCAAGGAUUUCCACUUGCUUUGACUGCAGACCCACCUUAAAGUCUCCAUUGUGACUGGUAAACAUACUUCAGAAAUAAAUGUCCCCAUGUACUUCUGCACUUAAGACCUCAGUUUGUCACACUGUUUUCAAAAGGCGCAUUGUAUGCUUUAUUGAAUCUUCUUUCCUGAGAGCUAGAAAGCCAUUUUUCAUUCUAACCCUUAAUGUGGGAAACUUUAAAAUGUGCUAGCAAUUUUACCUGCCUCUGUAUACAGUAUGCCUGCCUGUCAUCAUUGAGUCUCUCACAUGGGAACCAAUACCACCAGAUCGGCUUCCAGUCACCACAGAUACCAGACUGCCCUGUCAGAAUCUGGACUAAGUCUUCAUACCUGAUAUUUUAUAUCCUUUACCAGAAAAACUAGUUCACAAAAAUAUUGGCUUGUUUUCUUGUGAUUUGUUACAAAAGAAGGUAGUUAUUAGUUAAACUUUUGUGCAUUUCUUGGUUUUUCUUUUUUACUUAUUUCUCUUCCCCUGGUUUCUCUCUUCUCUACUCAUGUCACUCCCCUCUCUUCUUCACGUUAGAACUCAGUAUGUAUAUGAAUAUUUUUCUUCGGGGAUUAGUUUCCGUCAGCUCUUAGAUUCAGUGUAGAUAACAGUGGGAGUGUGUAGUGCUUGGCUCUACCGCUGUCUGCCUGGCAUUCUCCCUUCUGGAGAAAUGGCCUCCAUUUCUAACUGUAUGUCUGGCAGGAGCCAAAUGGUUUUUAUGACUUGCCUCACCACAUUUGACUUCCCUUCACAUUUGGGUGCAUGCACCUCGGAGCCAAGCUGGGCCAAUUGGAGUUAUUUGCAAGAUUUUUAAGCUGGAAAGGCAAGUAAAUUUCCAAGAUGCAAAGUUCAGGAGCUCUUGAUGGUAUGAAACUGUGACAAGAUACCUCGUUAUCUUGCAAACAGAGUCACAUCUCAAACCCUUUUGCAGUUUCUGAGUUGACAUGUACCACAAUUUAUCCAUCUUUUAAUGAGCAUUUGGGUUUUUCCAGUUUUUAUUAUGAAUAAAGCUGCUAUAGACAUCUGUGUAUAAUUCUUUGUAUGAGCAUAUAUUUCCUUUUCUCUUGGAUGAAUACCUAGGAGUGGAAUGGCUGUAUCAUAUAGUAGGUGUAUGUUUAUUUUUUUAAAUAAAUUUUCAAACUGGA
This is a messenger RNA of Manis pentadactyla (Chinese pangolin), 7864 nucleotides long. RefSeq names its product phosphatidylinositol glycan anchor biosynthesis class N (gene PIGN). The transcript has 33 exons. The coding region runs from base 498 to 3473 and encodes 991 amino acids. Gene Ontology annotation, cellular component: endoplasmic reticulum membrane. The record is from RefSeq and is a predicted model, not a curated record. Gene Ontology annotation, molecular function: mannose-ethanolamine phosphotransferase activity. Gene Ontology annotation, biological process: GPI anchor biosynthetic process. Lineage: Eukaryota; Metazoa; Chordata; Mammalia; Pholidota; Manidae.